Messenger RNA from Kwoniella botswanensis, 1368 nucleotides. RefSeq lists its product as uncharacterized. The record is from RefSeq and is a predicted model, not a curated record. Lineage: Eukaryota; Fungi; Basidiomycota; Tremellomycetes; Tremellales; Cryptococcaceae. The coding region runs from base 1 to 1368 and encodes 455 amino acids. The transcript has 3 exons.
AUGCCAAAACACCUGCCGACUUUCAAGCACCUCCUUCACUCAUCUCAGCAAACCCAGAAGACAGACACCAAAUCAGAAAAAUCCGUCAACGACUUACUCUCUUCAUCUCGGAACUCGAGACCUAGGGAUGUACCACCCCAUCUCAAUGGGACCAGUACUAGUGAAAGAGUAUGGGCACCAUCUCCUAUCGCUUCUACUAGUAGGUCGAGUGGGAUAGGGGGUUUGGUGGAGGUUGAGAAUGGUGGGGUACAUCCCGCCGAGAUCCUCCGCCGUAACAAUAUAGCUCAUCGUCAAGCAUCUCGAUCAGUAGCUGGUCCAGCUCCACCACCUUCCUGGCGACCAUCUCAAUCCUCAUCAUCUACUACAGAUAUAGCUCCGAGUCACGCCCAUGCUACAAAGUCUUCUCAACCAAUCACUACUUGGCAGCUCAAAUCAUCUACAUCACUGCUGCGCAAUAGUCCUACGACGCAGUCGAAUACUUUGGUGGAACACUGCCUCAGAACCGUAUUAAGGUAUCUAGAAGACGAUCAGCCGAUCCUUUACUCCCCGGAGGAAGGCAAUCCGGAUGAACCGGAAGAAUCAUAUACUCUGGGACGAAUACUUCGCGAACAAACACCAUAUCUCUCCCUACACCUAAAAUCAUCAUUGCUCCACACAGCUUCUCUCUUACCUUCCACCAGUCAACAUAGGUUAUCAGAUAAGUCUAUCUUAGCUAUAUCAUCUGAUCCUCCGCCAGAUCCACCGAGCCUAACGUUCGGUGACGGAAUACUAGAAUCUGAUAAACAAAAUCAAAAUGAUGGAAAUGACUGGGAUUCUCCCUCAAUAUCUGAACCUACCAUGGCCCACCUCUCACUAACUCUCCAUGCGUCGCCCCAAUCCAUUCUCCCGCGAAUACCCAAUCUCAGCUCGAUCACAUCCCUAAAUUUGGGAUAUAGCACAUUACCAUCAGAUCUAGACAGGCUUGUAUCCGUCUUACCUACAGGAUUGAGGGAAUUAUCCCUAGUGGGAAUCAGGCUCGGAGGAAAAGGGUUCAGCGAAGAUGGACUAAGAAGGGGGUUUGGUACGCUAGGCAGGAAAUUGAUAGUUUUGAAGAUUUUGGACCUGUCGUUCCCUCGAAUCGAGCUCACACCUAAGAUCUUGGAAGGGCUGUUGAUACCCGGGAAGACCAAAUUACCUUCAUUAAGAGUGUUAGGAUUAAGAGGGCUGAAGGAAUAUGGAGGUAGCUUGGAUGAAUCAGUCGUUGAUGGUAUAACGGAAUGCGGCAAUGGAGGAACAGAUUACGGUGAAGGUGUGGGUAAAAUGAAGAAAGAAGUGGUAAGUCUGUUCAGGAAUAGUGGAAGGAGUAAAUACGUCGAAUUGAUCUGGUGA